AUGGAGUGCUUAAGAGAGAAGUUUUACGACGGAGUCGUCCUUGAUGGACGUUUUGAAACGAUAUCCCCCCUCAACCAUGGUUCAUUUGGAAUGGUUUUCAUGGCGAAGGACCUAAUUACCAACGAAACCGUUGCUAUCAAGUGUUUAACCAAGAAAUCUGCCACGAUGACAGAUGCCGACUCGUCAUUUGCCAUCGAUGAACACUCUGAAGAAUUAUCCUGCCAUGCUCGACUUGGCUCCCACCCAAACAUAGUCAACCUCAUCCACUCCUUCGAGACCGAAGCCCAUGUGUACAUUGUUCUAGAGUUUUGCUCUAGGGGCGACCUCUACGAGGCUAUUCGAACUGGCACUGGCCCACUCGAAACAGAACAUGUCCGACAAUUUAUGCUACAACUUAUCGAUGCUGUUGCAUACAUUCACAGCAAGGGCAUGUAUCAUCGUGAUAUCAAACCCGAAAACAUUUUCCUUACCCAAUCAGGAGAGAUGAAGCUUGGUGACUUUGGCCUUGCAACCUCUGAGAAGUGGUCAUAUGAAACCACCGUAGGAAGCGACCGUUAUAUGUCUCCAGAACAAUAUGACUCUGCCGGCGCGGGAUACUCUCCAGAGCAAGCCGAUGUCUGGGCCAUUGGCAUUUGUCUGUUGAACAUCUUGUUCUCUCGCAAUCCUUUCACAACACCUACAGAGUCUGACCCACUUUUCCUCGACUUCACUCGAGACAAGCAAUCACUCUUUGAUGUCUUCCCAACAAUGUCACAAGAUACCUACGAAGUUAUUGCUCAAUGCAUGAGCCUCGAUCCUCGAAAGAGAUCACUUGCCGCUGCUCGUGAAGCCAUCGAGCGUGUACUUAGCUUCACAACAUUUGAUGAGUUCGCCGAUGACUUCAGUUCUGCCGAUCGACGCGGUAUUCCCAGCUCAAACCGUGAGCCAUUGCGUACACCUUCCAUCCAAAGCCCUCAACUCGAUGCGGGUGCAUCUUUCCCUUGGGCCAAGGCAUUGCACGCCAGCCCACCGUUCCGCCAGCUCUCUGCCAUCCCAGAUGAAGAUUAUGACUCCGAGGACCUCUUCCCCGGCUCCGAAGCAAGCAACAAGGAUUGGUUCUCUAUUGGAGAACAAACCCCUUCAAUGGAAUCAAUUCUCGAUUCUUCCCUUGGAACUUCGAUGCAAUCUCUAGCCAUCCGCCGCCACAUGAAGUCUAGUCCUCCAAAGGCUAGUCUAACCCCCAUCUCUGGAUCUCUACCAAUCGCCAUGGCAAAGCCAAUCCCAUUGCCAUCUAUGGCAUCAGUCUUUGGCAAGAAGACCGACAUGGUAUCUAAGAGUUGGGGUGAUCUCUGGGACGAAGAGAUGGAGGAGGAGGAAGAGCUCGACAAUCACUUCCAAGCCCGUCAAGAAGCUAACUCGCGAACUUGGAGCCACGAGAGCAAGACCAAUGAUGACAAGGCUGGCAGAUCUCCAUUGGAACCUCACACCUCAUCAUUUGUCAAUAUACCGAGAGUGGCACCCAGCCGUGCAGUGGCUCAUGAUAUUGACGAGGAUUUGGUGCCUGAUGGCUUCUUUUUCCACGAUACCCCUACUCAACAAAACUCACCUCGUUAUUCACCACCCUCAAAGAGGACUGCUUUCGACAAGUGGUCUGCGCUCGGAGAUCGUCGAAGGGCAUUUGCAGGAGCAUCACCCUCUGAAAGAUCUAUUGAUACGUGGAAGACUCAAAGCACUCCACGUCGGGACGUUGGAUUAGGGUUUACUGGUUUCGGUACAGGUGGUUGGGAUACUAAAUCGAAUAUUGUUAGUAAAGACAAGGGCAGAGAAUGUCCAUGGGCGCGGGCCAAGGGCCGAGACCAUCAUCAUCAGGACAAGCGAAAGGACAAGCAGUCUGAUCUCGGUGAUUUGGAGUGGGUUGGAGGUUGGCAUGACCUCCACUUGUAG
Botrytis porri is the source of this 1923-nucleotide messenger RNA. RefSeq lists its product as uncharacterized. Gene Ontology annotation, biological process: protein phosphorylation. The record is from RefSeq and is a predicted model, not a curated record. The coding region runs from base 1 to 1923 and encodes 640 amino acids. The transcript has a single exon. NCBI's taxonomy places the organism in Eukaryota, Fungi, Ascomycota, Leotiomycetes, Helotiales, Sclerotiniaceae. Gene Ontology annotation, molecular function: protein kinase activity; ATP binding.